Molecule: messenger RNA, 2124 nt
Organism: Trichogramma pretiosum
Lineage: Eukaryota; Metazoa; Arthropoda; Insecta; Hymenoptera; Trichogrammatidae
Exons: 3
Coding region: 699-2009 (436 amino acids)
Source: RefSeq, a predicted model, not a curated record
GAUUAAUUAAAAUAGAUAAUUAUAUAAAGCAAUUAGCAUCAACAGAUUCACGCAGUGAAACUUUUUAAAAGUCUUUCAGGCAGGAUAAAGUUACUCUGCGAUUAUGAGGGUGUGAGGUGAUCCUAGCAAGGUUUUUUACAACAUCUCGAUCCCUUGGCUCUUGAUUCUUUGGCUCGUCGAGAGACGUUACAACUCAAAUAAAUUAAUUCCUAAAAUCAUCAUUUUUAUGUAACAAAAUGACAUUUUAUUUGUAACUAGAGAAAGUUUCAACGUUUCAACGACUGAAAGUUACAAUUUAAGUACAGGAAUAAUUGAUAAGUACCCCCUGAAUAAUAAAAACAGUCAAUUAGGAGAAAAAAAUCAAUAAUUAAAAUAUUAGACUUUUGGCAAAAAGAGAAAAAAAAGUAAUGACAUUAAUAAUAGUUGUUCAAGCUUUUGGAUUAGUGCUGUGAACGUAUCGAUCAUAUAAUCGAAUGUUUAGCUUAUGUCUCAAUCCCGUCAAGGAAAUAAUAUGAAAGUAUUCGAUAUAAUACGAACUCGAAAGUCCGAAAUGAUGUAAGAAUAUUACAAAAUUUGUAAAAAUUAUACUCGAGCGAUGGAAUCAGUUGAUGAUACUAUUAAUUUCUCAGAGUUUUAUGAAAAUGACCAUCAGUUUGUAGUUUAGCGUUGAGUGGUAAACAUAUCGGAGAGCAAUAAGCAUGGCAAAAUUGUUGGGAAUAUGGUUUAUAAUUUUUGUUGGUUUUCAUCAGUCGAUGUCAACGAAAUCAGAUAGAUAUUAUACAAAGCGAAGCGUGGCCAACGAAACAUUUUUGGCUUUCGACGAUGGCUCGUUAGAAAAUUCAAGCACUUGGUACGGCUUGUGCGGGUUCGACGAAAAUCUCGACUCGUUUUGCAAUAUAUAUCACGAGGAACUGAGGCUAGACAGCUCGAAAUCUCCGGAAAAGUAUUGCAGAAUAUAUCUCGAUCAAGGAAAUGAAAAAAUCAAUCAGAGCCAUGCGGACAUACACAGUGUGCGCGUCAAGUCGUUGGCCGAUAAGGGCGCAAUCAUCAGUUGGGCAUCUCUUCGCGUAGAACCGUCGCAUCUACAAAAGACUCUGGUCGUAUCGGUGAUCAAUGGUAGCAACGAUACCAAUUGCCAAACAAUCACGACAAAAAUACCAUUGACGGAGCAUCGGCUUGUCUCGUACGAUAUCAUCUCUCUCGAGGACAAUUUCGAAGUUAUCGUCGCUUCUUCGAUGGGUUUCGGCCAAGAUCCCGACUUGACGAGUUUCUUGGUAGACAAUCAAGGCCGAGUGCUGAGCAACAAAACCCUGCCACUGGAGUUGUGGAAUCUACACUCAUCGUUUCAAGUCGCAACCGUACCGAGUGGCUCCAAUCAGCACGAUUACUUGCUUCUACAAUAUUAUGUCACCAGCAACGACGAAUACAAUAGCGGAAAAGCAACUUUGACUCUUGGUGAAUCGUUAAGAAACCUGUUCAAGAUCAGAAGCAUUUCAAGAGGAAUUUCUCAAACUGAGCACUACAGUGGAUAUGAAAGAAGUCAUCGUAUAAUGGCCUACUCUACGGGCCACAAUAAAAUUAGCGUUUGUGGCCAACAAUUUGAGAACAUAAGGUGUAACCAAUACGAUCCUGAAACAAAAGAAAUUACACGAGUGCUCGAUGAAAAAUUCGAAUACCAAGUGCACGAGUUUGCCGUUUACAAUACGCUCGAUGGUGGCAUCUUGCUCCUUACGACGGAAUGUCCCGACGCUGCUUGCAAAGAGACUGGAUCCUCCGGGCAAAAGUACCAUGUCGCCCAUCACCCGAAGGCCAGCCUCGACCAUGCAACGACCAAUUUAUCUUUCUUGAAAUAUUCCUGCAAUUUAGAAGAGUCAAAGAGUUUUUUGAAAAUGUUUGAAAACAAAGAAGGGGAGUACUGUUUCGCCAAUGCUUGUUAUUAUGACUCAUUGAAAGCCCACCUGAUAGACAAAAUGCAAUUUGAAAUCAGUACAGUUUGCUUUAAGCUAUAGUUAGAGUUUUCCUUAAUAAUAUGUUAUUUUUAUUAAAACUGCGCGCUACUAUUGUAAAAUAUAUGGUGUUAACUAAUUUUAUGUUCUCGUUAAAAUGUUAUCGUAAAAUGUAUAU